Coniophora puteana RWD-64-598 SS2 is the source of this 1081-nucleotide messenger RNA. RefSeq names its product NAD(P)-binding protein. The record is from RefSeq and is a predicted model, not a curated record. Bases 150 to 998 code for a protein of 282 amino acids. Lineage: Eukaryota; Fungi; Basidiomycota; Agaricomycetes; Boletales; Coniophoraceae. The transcript is spliced from 4 exons.
CUUGCUCGCUAAGCCCAAGGCCUAAGGGCAAAAGCAAACUUACGGCGUCCGUUUCGCCGAGGUACUUCCUAGAGAUAGGACAUACAGUACUUAGCAUCUGGGCUCAGGUGAGACUGAGAGGCUCGAAGACACUUUCGCACUACCACAUCAUGAUUAUCGCCGUCACAGGCUGCAACGGGCGCGUUGGCCGUCGCGUCGUCCUCUUCGCCCUCAAGGAAGGGCACACGGUCGUUGGGAUCGACUCUGCGGAUGCGGCCGUGGACCUCAUCAAGGAUGAGCCUGGGUUUAGCUUUCGCCAAGCGGAUCUGAAGGACUACGAUGCAACGGAGGAGGCAUUGACGGGCUGCGAGGCCGUGGUGCAGUUGGCUGGGGCGCCGCAUCCGAAGGACUGGAAGACGAGCACUCACCACACGAACGUCGUCAUCACUUGGAACAUCCUUAGAGCUGCAGCGGAGCUCGGGAUCAACCGUAUCUCGCAGGCAUCAUCCGUGAAUGUGCUGCGAGGCGUGUUCAGUGUCGAGCCGAAGUUCGACUACUUCCCCAUCGACGAAGAUCACCCGUGUCUCCCGGACGAGCCAUAUGGGCUCUCGAAGCUCGUAGCUGAGAUGCAAGCGGACACGAUCAUACGGAGAUAUCCGUCCAUGCGGGUGGCGAGCAUCCGUCUACACUGGUCCGUUCCCAGCCGGAGCGAUGCGUUCAGGAGGGACUACGCCAAGUCAAAGGGGGACCUGUGGAGUUACGUGCAGCAUGACUCUGGCGCGGAGGCAUUCCUGAGGGGGGUAACCUCGAGCGAGGAGAAGUGGGCGGGGCACGAGAGGUUUUUCAUAGCGGCGCCCCGCGUUGCAGUUCCAGAUGACGAGGGUUGGCUGGAGUUGAAGAAACGGUACUUCCCCGACGUGCCUAUCAGAGAAGGCUGGGUUGAGAGCAAGAAGGGGAAUUUUUUUGACUGUAGCAAAGCAGAACGGCUGCUAGAGUGGGUGCACCAUGAUUAUGCCUAGUAACUGUGAAUGCAGAAAUUAUCGAACUGUACAGCCUAUAGAUUGCCCGUGCCUCAGCACAAACACGAGAUGGAAGGAAAACC